Messenger RNA from Oldenlandia corymbosa var. corymbosa, 648 nucleotides. Lineage: Eukaryota; Viridiplantae; Streptophyta; Magnoliopsida; Gentianales; Rubiaceae. The record is from the annotation of a GenBank genome assembly.
AUGGGAUCGAAGGAUAACAAGGUGGAGCUUUUACAGACAGCCAUUAAACAGUUAAUCGAUGAAGAGAAAGCCAAGACCAAAAAUAGUGAAGACAGUUUUGUUGCAGUCAGUGGAAAUGAAGAUGCUGGUGCUGUUGAUGAUGAUGAUGCAGCUGACCACCGCCUCCUCUCCAAACUACUGUCGCAGUUGGAAACGAUGAAAGAUGAUGAUACACCUCCGGAACCCAACAUUCAGAAUGUGAAUUUGAACGAAGUUGGCGAGAACAUUGAGGAUUCCGGCAGCACCAGCUCUGACAUUAGCAAAGACGACAUAGUUGGGGAACUGAAAAAGAUCCGUAGGCAAAAUUUCAUCACCCACUGUCUUCUGUCAGCCAUGAUUGUCCUCACGAUUACAUGGCAAGUUUCUGAAGUCUCACUCAUUUUGAAGGUCAAAGAUGGAUUGAGCAACCCGUUUAGAACCUUAGGUGGCUUGUUUAAAGGGAUGAUUAUGAAGCCCCAGGCUUCGACUGAUCAUGAAGAAGACAAGCAGGUUUCUAGCGCUGAUAAGCAAAAUCCCCUGCUUACAACCUCACCCCUUCCAGGUCUCAAAAUCCCGAAGUUGCCCCAUGUGGAACUCCCUGCCUUUGAUUUGGAUCAUGAAGACGACUAG